This is a messenger RNA of Stegodyphus dumicola, 840 nucleotides long. RefSeq names its product putative U3 small nucleolar RNA-associated protein 11. Gene Ontology annotation, cellular component: small-subunit processome; nucleolus. NCBI's taxonomy places the organism in Eukaryota, Metazoa, Arthropoda, Arachnida, Araneae, Eresidae. The record is from RefSeq and is a predicted model, not a curated record. Gene Ontology annotation, biological process: rRNA processing.
UUGCAGCCUGAGUCUGGAAAGCAUCUUGGUCUUCUUGAGAAAAAGAAAGAUUAUAAGUUACGUUCAAGGGUCUAUCAUGUCAAACAAAACAAGCUCAAGAAGUUGCAGAAAAAAGCCUUGAAUAGAAAUCCUGAUGAAUUUUGCUUUCAUAUGAUUAAUUCAGAAAUACAAGAUGGUUUUCACUAUGAAAAAGAAAAGCCGGAAGAGCACACUGAAGCUCAGUUAAAAUUGAUGAAAACACAAGAUGCUAAUUAUGUUAACUACAAAUUAAGCACAGAACUUAAAAAAAUUGAGAAACUAAAAAGUGCAUUAGCAGUAUUAGAUGUUGAGGAUAAGCCUAAGAAUGUCCAUACAUUUUACGUAGAUUCAAAAGCAGAAGCCAAAACAUUUGAUGUGGCAAAACGUCUAAAUACCCUUCCGGCACUGUUAGAUAGAGCAUACAACAGAUUAACAGUAGAUGCUCUUAGAAAGAUGAAACUGUAUGAAAAUUUAGAUGAUGAAAGUCUUAGGAAAGCUUCAAAGCACAUGAAUCAGCAAUACAAUGAAUUAUCUAAAAGGAUAGAGAGAGCAAAAGAACUAUUAGUCUUAAGACAGAAACUGGAUGUGAAAAAGAAGUUAUUGAAUAAGAACGAUCCCCUAGCCAAACUUGUGAAAGAAGGUAGUAAAACAUCUGCACCAGUCUACAUAUGGAAAAAGGAACGAAAAAGAUGAAUAAAAUAAUUUAUAACUUACUUUUCAGUUUUCUGUAGGUCAAAUUUCUGAUAUGAAUUUAGACAUUUUCAUUCAAAGAAACCUUUUAACUUGGAAAUGCUAGCAAUAAAAUAAGACAUUGUAUGCUCU